Molecule: messenger RNA, 617 nt
Organism: Notothenia coriiceps (black rockcod)
Lineage: Eukaryota; Metazoa; Chordata; Actinopteri; Perciformes; Nototheniidae
Product: integrin alpha-6-like
Exons: 5
Coding region: 84-617 (177 amino acids)
Biological process (GO): integrin-mediated signaling pathway; cell-matrix adhesion; cell adhesion mediated by integrin
Cellular component (GO): external side of plasma membrane; integrin complex
Molecular function (GO): integrin binding
Source: RefSeq, a predicted model, not a curated record
GCAGCCAUUUGCACUCUGCACCUCCUUCACAGAGGACUCACCUUUCACAAGUUCAAGUGGAGUUUUGAAUUAGAUUGCAUCUCAUGGAGGUCAGGAUCACCUGUGGACUGUGGUUCUUCGCCUUUAUUUUGGGAUGUGGGCGACUAUCGGCGUUCAACCUGGACAGCACGAAUGUCCAGCGGAAGAACGGGGACCCGGGCAGCUACUUCGGCUUCUCUCUCGCCAUGCACUGGCAGCUUGCUCCGGAGGAUAAGAGAAUGCUGCUGGUUGGUGCCCCGAGAGCAAAAGCCUUGAGUGGCCAAAAAUCCAAGGUGACAGGAGGACUGUACAACUGUGACAUGAUAUCCACCUCAACGUCUUGCUCCAGAGUUCAAUUUGAUAACAAUGAGAAAACAAACGAAGAGAGCAAAGAGAACCAGUGGAUGGGAGUGACCGUCAACAGUCAGGGGCCAGGAGGAAAAGUUGUGGUAAGACUGUGUGACUUUUGGGUUGUCCCAGUUCUAGGUAAGCAGCCAGCGGGACAUUUAGUGAUUGAUGGUUCUGUCUGUAGAAGGUCAGGAACAGGAAUCGGCCUUAUCACUGAUAAGAGCGGCGAGGUGAGGCCACCAGGGAAAUAA